Rhopilema esculentum is the source of this 1263-nucleotide messenger RNA. Its product is annotated as 23 kDa integral membrane protein. Lineage: Eukaryota; Metazoa; Cnidaria; Scyphozoa; Rhizostomeae; Rhizostomatidae. The record is from RefSeq and is a predicted model, not a curated record. Gene Ontology annotation, cellular component: plasma membrane.
GCCCUCUUGCAGGGCGAAGGCUUUUUGAUCCACGAAAGACAAGGUUUAGGGACACCAGGUGUUCGCUCUAAUUUAUAAGAAGUUUCGAAGCAGCUGCUUGGCAGAAACCAGACAGACAAGAUGGCAAUGGAAGGAAAAAUGAGUGUGAUCAAGUGGUUGAUGUUUAUCUUCAAUGCAAUUUUCUGGCUUACUGGACUUGCACUCAUAAUUCUUGGAGCUGUUUUGAAAAGCAAGUAUGGAAUUUACCUCACAUUUGCUGAUGGCAAAUAUGCUGAUGCUGCCAUCUUCCUUAUCAUUGUGGGAGUUAUAGUCUUCAUUGUUGCAUUCCUUGGUUGCUGUGGUGCCAUUAAAGAACACUAUUGCAUGGUGACAACUUUUGCUAUUUUCAUGAUUGUAAUCUUCAUCCUGGAAGUUGCUGCUGGUGCUCUUGGAUUAGCCUACAAGAAGAAGGUUGUCACUGUUGCUGACAAAGCUCUGAGCAAAGGAAUUGAAAAAUAUCACUCUGAGAAGGGAGCAGAACAAUUUUUUGACUGGAUCCAGGAAGAGUUCAAAUGCUGUGGAAACAAUGGACCAAAGGACUGGAACUCCACCAUCCCUUCAAGUUGCUGCAAAUCAGGUGGUGCGAACUCCACUUGCACUGAAGCAGAUGCCUACCAAAAGGGAUGCAAACAAGGGUUUGAAGAUUUUGUUAAAGGAAAGCUGGUAGUUAUCGGUGCUGUUGCUCUUGCAUUUGCUUUUGUGCAGAUCCUUGGAAUUAUCUUUGCAUUCCUGAUGAUGAGAGAAAUCAGGGGCCAAUAUGAAGUUGUGUGAUGAAACCUUUGGAUAUUGGCUUUGUAGGACUAUUAUUGAGUAAUGGACUGCAAAUUUCUAUGAAUUAAUUUUUUGAUGCAACUAAUGAUCAUGUCCAUGGCUACUCUCCAAGGCAAAUUCUGUCUUCUUUUGGAUUGUCUCCAUCUCAAGUUUAAAUGAAGCAUAAACUAAGGACAAAUUUAAUUUACAGUAUAGCAUUAUUUUAUAUAACUUUUCUCACUGCAUAGAGAUCAAUUAGUAUUCUUAUUAAUCUGGUUGGUUCAUGAAACAUCAUCAUUGUUGCAUUUAUUUUUUCUUGGGGAUGGUAUUUAUUUUGGAUUGCAGUAUAGCUACCCCUCAGCUGACUAUGGUAGAGGUACUCCAACACUGGGCUGUAAAGCAUAUCAUACUUAUAGUUUGUAGGAUUACUUCUUAUUAUGCAUCUUUUCUAUCAAUUAAUUUGAUCAUCUUUUA